This is a messenger RNA of Centruroides sculpturatus (bark scorpion), 507 nucleotides long. RefSeq names its product KRAB-A domain-containing protein 2-like. The coding region runs from base 1 to 507 and encodes 168 amino acids. The transcript has a single exon. Gene Ontology annotation, biological process: DNA integration. NCBI's taxonomy places the organism in Eukaryota, Metazoa, Arthropoda, Arachnida, Scorpiones, Buthidae. Gene Ontology annotation, molecular function: nucleic acid binding. The record is from RefSeq and is a predicted model, not a curated record.
AUGAAGGAGGAAAAUGGAGAAAUGAGGUAUUACAUUUGUUACGAGGACUUAUUUAACAUUCUCGAAGAAACGCAUGUUGCUGUUGGCGACGGUGGAAGGACACGGAUGCUUAAGGAAUGUAACCGCAAGUAUAAAAAUGUAAUAGUUGAGGCUAUUAUGACAUAUUUGAAGCUAUGUCAACCUUGCCAAAAGAAACAGAAGACUUUGAAAAAGGGCAUUGUCGUCAGACCUAUACUUCACAGUGAAAUGAACUCACGCUGUCAGGUUGAUCUAAUAGAUCUACAAACUAUUCCAGAUGGAAAUUAUAAAUUCAUUUUAUUUUACCAAGAUCAUCUUACCAAAUUUGUGAUCCUUCGUGCGCUUCAAACUAAAUGCGCCGUAGAAGUUGCAUACCAUCUUUUGGAUAUUUUCACCACUUUUGGAGCGCCGAGCAUCCUUCAUUCCGAUAAUGAUCGCGAAUUCUCUAACCAAGUUAUUGAGAGCUUAUGCUCCAUGUGCUGGAUGUAA